ACACGCAGAGUUACAAAAUAUUUCCCUCCACUGACAUUGUGCAACACACCACACUUCAUUGUACAAGCUCCAUGGACAACUUCCUGUGUGAUGAAUUGUCAAGCAAGAAGCCAAUUCACCAAAGUACACCUUUAACCUAGAACGUACUCCACGUUGCAAAUCAAACUACCAACGAGCUAACUCAGCCUUUCCAGUCUUGAGAGAAGUCCCUUGUAUCACAUGCUAUUAUUUCGGUCCACUAACUGCCAUUGUCAUGUAUCACAUCACCUCUCGCUCUACUCACGUCUGCCAGCGCAGUGGAUCACUUUUGUAUGUUCUAUCAAAACGGGAUCUCGUUCGUCGAGUCCAAAGUGUCAGCCGAAGAGCCUGAAGCAGCUCCAGGCAGAAAGGAGACAGUAGGAGGUCGAAUUUGCGUUCAGAAGCCACAGUGGGCCACUACGUCAACUAGUUCACUUGGGCACUGGACAGCAGCAAAGGCCAGGCUUCAUACGCCGACGUACAUCUACAAGUGUAUGUUUAGGUGACGCUCUUGUUAGGCUUCUGUCUCUGAGAGGGCAGCCAUUAUUCAAAGCUUUGAACGACUCUGUUAGGUUCUUGAUCUUCUGCAAGAAAGUGCCAAAACUGUAGUUGUAGUACUUUUGAAUCUUUUGACCUUCGCUUUAUUUGUUGAUGUCGACAAGUCAGCCACUGCAUUUGCGAGUCCAGCAACUCCUUGUUUGUUUCUUGCGAAUCAAUCUCCAACACCGCUGUACCGACCGGAAUGUGCCUUCAUUUUGGAAAACUCCGUGCAAAUCUUUGUGAAAGCUAGCAAAACCCUCUUGGAAACCUAGGAGUUUAGAUUUUGCGCUUGCUUCACAAGGCAGUUUCACUACUGUUUGUGGAUUUGCCCAUGUGACCGUUGUGUGUAAUCCCGCUUUUGCGCAUGCGUACUGGCGCAAAACUGCCAAGUUGAUGCAGCAUCAGGCUUGUCGUGGCCUACCUCUGCAUGAAGUGACACUUUCUUGCUGUAUGUAGUCUUUCAACAUUGCUGAAGAACGUGGGAAGGAAUAUCUGUUGCAUUCACUCGCCCGAUGUUGUAGUUCCUAUUUCAUUAGCUUCGCACUAUGGCGAAUAUGUCCAAUGUCCGGAGAGAGGCGAUCAAGCGUUGGACUGAUAAUUAUAGCUCUGACAGCUCGUCGAUCAAACCAGUGAACUCGAAUAAAUCCAAUUCUGAUCGCAAGAGUGUAGCCUUCCCUUCAGGUGUUGUGUUCCUGGCUGCUAGUCAGAGUGGUGACAUCGAGGAGACUGUCUAUUUGCUCAAAAAUGGUGCUGAUCCGAAUAGCAGUACUGCUGAUGGACUCACGGCACACCAUCAGUGUUGUAUAGAUGGAAAUUUAGAGAUGUUGCGCUCCCUUGUUGAGCAUGGAGCUGAUGUAAAUGCUAGAGACAACGAAGGUUGGACGCCACUUCAUGCAGCAGCAAGCUGUGAUCAGUCCGAAAUUGUAACUUUUCUUAUCGAACAUAGUGCUGACAUAACGGCCGCCAAUGCCGAUGGCCAGAUUCCGCAAGAUUUAUGUGACGACGAUAACGAGUGUCUAGUUCUGCUUCAAAACGCCGUCCGAGACCGAAACAUCGAUCUGGACCAUGCACGAAACGCCGAACACGAGUUGAUGCUUGAGGAUGCGAAGCGUGUUCGAGAUAAUGGAGUGUCACAUUGUGCAGAACCUCUAAGAUUUGGUGCGACUCCCCUUCAUGUCGCUUGUGCCAAGGGUUAUGACGAUGUGGUCGAAAUUUUGCUCGAGGCGGGCAUGGACGUGAAUCGGCGUGAUGAUGAUGGCUGGACCCCGCUUCAUGCAGCUGCUCACUGGAAACAAGAGCGAGCUUGUGAGCUUCUGGCGGACUAUGAUGCAGACUUCACUGCACUCUCCAAUCUUGGCCAGACUUGUUUGGAAGUUGCAGAUGCAGACCUCACAGACAGGCUUGAAGAGCUGAAGGAAGCCCAAAGUAAACGUGCUCCACGUCCUAAGAAAGCAAUGGCAACACCAGCAGCUGAGCCAGCAGUAGUGGACUUAUUAGAGAGAUCUGGAAGCAGUGCUGGAACUAGUCCAACGCUGGCAGGGAGAAGGGUCGUUCCACCAGAGGUUACUCCCGUUACAACGGCUCAAUCCACACCCCCGUCUAGUACUGUGAAAGCUGCAUUUGAUCGUCGUCCCUCCGUUGAAGACCUUCGUGCAAAGUUCGACUCGUCUAACAAGAAUGUUGCUUCAGCCCCAGCCUCAGCCACAGGUGCUAUUCCUGUGUUACAGAGUGGCGAGCAGCCUAAGCUUAACCGAUCACCAUCUUUAACGUCGCAAGUGAUAGUUCCUCCGGAUUACUCUACAAAUGAACCCGAGACUAAGCGGCGCCAAAAGGCGCGACGUAGCAGAGAAACCCGGCGUGUAACGCAGCAUGUACGUAUCGAAGACCUUCACGCAGCAGCGGGUGGUGCAGCAGCGUCACCGGAUGCAAUCUCGGACGAGGAUGGGGUAAGUCGUGAUGGUGAUGGAAUACCGUCAGAACAAACAGCGCCUGAGAAUGAUGAGCAUGUGGAAGCCGUUGAAGGAAGCCCUGCCGACACAACUGCUCCUACUACAAAUAACACAAGUGGAAGUAGCUCAACGGCUGCGCGCAUCAGUCAACUGAGCAAAGACUCAAAGAACAAGCGGCGGCCUACAAGACGUUCACGUGCGGAGCGGCGGCAAACUGGUGGUAUUACUCCUGCGGAUCUAGCCGGUUGGGAACAUUCUGCAAGUGAAGGUGAAGUGGAAACGGAGGGUGAGACUCCCGAGACUCCUGAAGUGGAAACAACACGAUCCAGAAGAUCAGCAGCAAUAUCUGUUGCUGAAUCCAGUGAGGAGCAAUCCCAGUCCACCGAUUAUUGUGUGUGUUCGGCGCGCCUGCUAACAUUAGAGAAGCAGCUCGAGUCAAUGUAUGAGACAUUUGACAAGGAUCGGAAUCGUGUUGGUGCAUUAGAGAAGGAGCUAAAGCAGGUGCGCGAAGAGAACCGAGCAUUGAUACGUGUCAUUGCCAAGCUGAGUCGAGCAUGAUUGUUGUCCUUACCCUAUCUUCCCUUUGUGUUCACCUUUGCCUACUAGUGUCUCCCUUUUGUUGUCUUGUCUGAACGCAUUUUUACAACUUUAAUUGAGCAUAACAGAAGAUGGAUAUAUUAUUAUUAUUAUAUUAAUAUUAUUAAUAUGUUAUUGUACCGCGCAACCUUCUUUUUUUCUGUCCGAUUUUCGUUUUGCUGUCUAUUAUUCUCUCGCUUUCUUUCCUUCUGUUUUUGAGUGCUGGUAGCCUGCUUGGAACAUUUAUAGACCUUUGUACAUACUGUACUGUAUUUUCUUUGCCCUGUUGCACUUGAGAAGCUAGAAACUUCUGAAAUAUAUUACCGGUAUUGUGCAUAAAUUGUGCAUCAAACAUCAA
Molecule: messenger RNA, 3441 nt
Organism: Sycon ciliatum
Lineage: Eukaryota; Metazoa; Porifera; Calcarea; Leucosolenida; Sycettidae
Product: protein phosphatase 1 regulatory subunit 12A-like
Exons: 2
Coding region: 1104-3065 (653 amino acids)
Cellular component (GO): cytoplasm
Molecular function (GO): phosphatase regulator activity; enzyme inhibitor activity; protein binding
Source: RefSeq, a predicted model, not a curated record